AUGGCAGGCUCGGAAGAAGAAGCGGGAUCAGCCCGAAGCCCGUUCAGAGGAGCUAGAGCCAAGAAGAUCAGUGGGUCGGCGCCGCUGGGGUUGACCGACGGGUCUCUGUCCUCGGCCUCCAACCUGGCGAAGCUUCUCCCCAUCGACACCGUCCUCACCUUCCAGUCCCUCCUGCCCUUCUUCUCCAACUGCGUCGUCUGAAACACGUCCAGCUAGUACGUCAUCGCCUUCUGAUCCCUCUCCGGGUUCUUCCUUCUAUUUCACCGACAGCGUCGCCCUCAAGGGGAGGGUCUACUAACAUGGCAUUGCCGCCCCAAGCGUCGGAGUCCAGUGUUCAAGAAAGGAGCUUCAGGUACGGCUGGUGCACUACCUCCACCUCUUCCUGUCUGAGCUGGUGUUCUCGACGGUGGUCUUCGGCGACCGGAUUGUCCAGUGCUGCUUCUCCGGCGCCGGUACUAACGCCAUGGAGCUGUUCACCACUGGAGCAUGGCGUUCACCACCUUCCCCACUACUCGCAGGGGGAUCGGAUCGGCAGUGAUAGCCAAUAUAGAGGAAGAAUUAAUCUAAGAUGA
Molecule: messenger RNA, 572 nt
Organism: Spirodela intermedia
Lineage: Eukaryota; Viridiplantae; Streptophyta; Magnoliopsida; Alismatales; Araceae
Source: the annotation of a GenBank genome assembly